Messenger RNA from Actinia tenebrosa (Australian red waratah sea anemone), 3913 nucleotides. RefSeq names its product potassium voltage-gated channel protein Shaw. Gene Ontology annotation, cellular component: membrane; voltage-gated potassium channel complex. Gene Ontology annotation, molecular function: delayed rectifier potassium channel activity; protein binding. NCBI's taxonomy places the organism in Eukaryota, Metazoa, Cnidaria, Anthozoa, Actiniaria, Actiniidae. The record is from RefSeq and is a predicted model, not a curated record. Gene Ontology annotation, biological process: protein homooligomerization; potassium ion transmembrane transport; action potential.
CAGAUGCCCCGAGCAACCACAAAAAAACACAUUCAACACAACUGACGGCUGAGUACGGCAAACUUUACUGUGCUUGACUGCUAUCGCUAGAAUAGACCUUCGAAUAAUUCUGAUAUUUUAGGAUUUUGUCUUCGUUAUUUUUCUCUGAUUCUUAAACGAGUAUAUUUAGAUUUAGAGACAACUAUUUUGUUUUCCUACUCACAUACAGAUACUGUAAGUCAGUCGAGACAGGAGCGACAUGAUGAGAAAAUAGCCUUAACAGGAAAGUCAAAUGGCAAUAAAUAAGCCAGACCAAAGCUAUAAUAAUAUCUUCAUGCAAGAGGCUGAAGAAAUAUAAUCACCGUAAGUUUUAAACAAGAAAUGACGCCGGACACGGAGGAAGGAUUAGUUAACAUCAGAAGACAGGACCGUAUCAUCUUGAACUGUGGUGGCGUACGCCAUGAAACUUUUCGAAGCACUUUACGGAAUUAUCCUGAUACUAGACUGGCUUGGUCGGUAGAAAACCUGGCAAACAAUCCAGAUUUUGAUCCAGAUAAAAACGAAUUCUUUUUCGACCGUCACCCUGGCGUUUUUGCUCAAAUAAUGAAUUUCUACAGAACAGGGAAAUUGCAUGCCCCUCACGAUGUCUGUGGGCCGCUAUUCGAAAAAGAGUUAUCUUACUGGGGAAUCGACGAGAAACAGAUGGAACCAUGUUGUUGGUCUUUCUACACCCAGCACAGAGAAGCGCAGGAAAGUUUGAAGGCGUUUGAAGGAGUUGAUAUGUCGGAUAGUGAAAGUGACGAAGAUUAUGACUCGAGAGGAAGGAUUCAUGAUAUUGAUCAACUUUCCAAGUGGCAAAAGUACAAACCAAAAAUUUGGUCCAUGUUUGAAAAUCAUCGUGCUUCUAGGAUGGCCAUGGUCCUGUUUGGCCUGUCACUUAGCUUUAUCAUCAUUUCUGUGAUAGUCUACGUAUUGCAAACACUCCCUGAGAUCAAAAACGACAGAAAUGCAAAGCUAUCUCUAACCAUUCUGGAAGCUAUCUGUGGAAUUUGGUUCACAUUGGAAUUUUUGAUUCGCCUAGCAGCUUGCCCAAGUAAACGACAUUUCCUUACAGACCCUAUGAAUUGGGUGGACUUUGUUGCAAUCCUUCCAGUAUUUGUGAGGAUCAUCGAUAAUUAUGAUACAUACCCAUACGACGACCCUUCUCUCCAGUACGACAUUCUUGCUGCCUGCAGGCUAUUUAGAUUGUUUCGUUUUUUCAGGCUGAAUCUUGGUUUUCAAAUUUUCAAACAAACAAUGAUAGCAAGCAGUCGUGAGCUACUGCUGCUAACACUUCUGGUACUCAUUCCAGUCGUCAUAUUUGCCAGUGUUGCUUACAUAUGUGAAAGGGAUAAACAACCCGACAAAUUUAACUCGAUUCCAAAAGGAUUCUGGUGGGCUAUCAUUUCCAUAACUACUGUAGGAUAUGGCGAUUUGGCACCAAUUACCCUUGGCGGGAGAAUCUUUGGAAGCUUGUGUGCUGCAACAUCCAUUAUCAUUACAGCGUUGCCCAUCUCUAUCAUCGGCAACAACUUUUCACUUUAUUAUUCACAUGCGCAAGCUAAGAUGAAGCUGCCGAAAAAGGAAAAGCGAGCGAUGAUUGGUAUGAAUAACUUUCUAAUGGCCCAAUCGGCUCGCAGGAGUGAUGAUGUCAGCAUCGAUAAUGAGGCAGAGGUACCAGAUACAGAGACUAAGCUUCAUUCGGAAAUGAACGGUUUAAACAGCGAUGAAUCGAAAAUUAUUAGCAACAAUAGAAGGGCCCGAAGAGCGCGUUCAUCAUUGUACGCAGGAGGUAUAGUGCCUAGAAUGUCCUUGCCAGUGCGAACAAGAAGUAGCGAAGAUUUGACAGAAGAUAAAGAAUCACCUCCUGAGGACAGGAAGAAAAGCUUUACCAGCACGCAAACCACCACAAUAGACACUCCACCUAAAAGCCCUUCACACUAUGGUAAUACCUUAACUGUUUCCCAUUCAGAUAUUUCAGAAAAUAUUUUAGAUAUGUCAUGCCCUGCUUAUGAAGAAAAUAGAAUUAUACAUAACGAGUGUGAGGAGUUUGGGUUGGACGAUAUAGACAGAGCAAUGGCUGCUGUGGAAGAAAGAGAAAAGAAAGAUAAAUCAAAUGGCCUUGCUCGCCCUGGCACUCCCGUAAAACGCUCCAUUAAACAUUCGGUUCGAUUCGUGAAACCAACGUUAACGGUAACUAUGGAUACAGAACUUGGAAACGUCAACGAAUCAUUCGUCGAAGAACUAGUAGAGGAGGAACUUCAAAAUGAAAAAGAUAGAAGCACGGAAAAUUUGUCAAAAGCUCAGAAUCAAAGCCCUUGGUCUCCUGAAAUUGUGUCUAAAAAAAACGAGAAGAAAGAAUCAACGCAGCAUAGUCGUCAUCACAGAGGUAGAAGAUAACAACAGUAUAACAAGCAGUUUUCGUUAGGCAGGGUUAUCUGUUCAAACAAGCUUUUUAAAGGUCAAAAAUGAAAACACACAAAUAUUUAGAAAUAUUGACAUAACACCCUUGAGGAAGCUGCCGUGAACACUGCUUGUUGGUAUCGAACUUUUUUCUGGAGAAAUCACUAUACACAGCCACCUAACGAGAAUGUUGGCGCUUCUGCUAUCUGUAUUUCGUAUUCUGGAAUAUUUGAAAAGGUUUUCUUUUUAGCCUAACUGAUCUGUGUUUAGUUUCUAUUCAUGCUUAGCAUAUAUCCUAUUCAAAGCCCUUUUGGCUCAAGGAAAUUUAAACUCAUCUCAGUUAUGAUCACGCAGUUUUCACUUGUUCGUACAAUUUUGUACCUAAAUUUCCUAAUUUUCCUAAUCGUUUACCAGGUUUUUCCUCGCCGUUUCAGCAUAAGCUGCAUUUCGAGCAAGAAAACAAAGAGAAUUUCGUAUUUAGAGACAUCUUAAAUUUUGCUUUUGCUUUUUGUUCGAUCGAAUUUGAAGAAUUUUGAGAAUAUAGUCACAAAGCAGCCAUGCAGUUUAACAUAAAAAUUUGCAGCACUGAAAAAUAGAUAAUAAUAAAUCCAAAAGCUUUUAAACAAAAAAGCCCCACGUAAGUUAGUACUGGUGCACUGUAAUUUUGAAUCCAAAUAUUUCAUGCUUGUCUUUUGCUAGAAGUUUGGACAAUGGCGUCACCGGCAAUUAUGUCAGAGUGGAAAGGCUUAUACAUCCAUCAAAAGUUCUGCGCUACACUGCUCUAAGCGCACUCUCAAUAGGUCAAAAAGUGGGAUCAUGGAUUGUAAAAGUUGCUAUAUUUUAGUAUAUUUUACUAUUUGGAAUUAGCUUAACGCUACUUGCUCUUGAAUAUUUAAUUAAAAUUGUGCUUGAUAAGGAACUAUACGAUUAAAAUACAGCAAUUCAGUUUUACAACUCAUGGUCCCCCUUUUUGAUCCCUUGAGCUAGCAUGCGCUUAGCGCAGUAUCGCGAAAGUCUUGAUGCAGAUAUAUGAGUUGUGUCCCGGCAAAAGGAAAAUGAGUAGUCAAACAAGGAUUUAAGGAAACAAAGCGUGUUCAAUUAAAAAACUUUUUGACUGAAUUUAAACAAAAGUUUUAACGUUUAAAAACGUUUUGAGUGAGAGUAAACCAUUCAACUUUUGUGAGUAAAAUACGAGGCCACAAGCUUACCUUACACAGUAUAGUGGCUUGGAUACUCUUGGAUACUAUGCUCACUAGUAAAAGUCCUCCAUCUCUGUAUUUGGGAUGUUUUGAAUUACAUGGGCAUUACUUUGAGUUUUGCUUGCAUCAUGUAUCGUUCGAUCACUACCAUGAACGACUUUACUGAAAAAUUUCGCCGAACUUGAUGUGAGUAUUAUUGUCAUCUUGAAAUGUAACCGUUCGCGUCAAGCCAACGCUGCAAGGAAAUAUUACAAAACAGCAUUGAAAACUACAGCUACUGCUCGUGCUUUUAA